Molecule: messenger RNA, 4060 nt
Organism: Symbiodinium necroappetens
Lineage: Eukaryota; Dinophyceae; Suessiales; Symbiodiniaceae
Source: the annotation of a GenBank genome assembly
GCAGAUCCGGAACUUGAGUUUUUCAGCGCUUGUGGGCGUGGAAGGCCGCAGCUGUACCUCAGUGCUUGUGGGCUUGGUAGGCUGCAGUGGAAUUUCAGUGCGUGUGGGCUUGGGACGCCUCAGUGGAAUCUCGGUGCGUGUGGGUUUGGAAGGCCUCAGUGGUACAUCAGUGCUUGUGGGCCUGGAGAGCCGCAGUGGUUACAAUAUUGUGGGUUUCUUGGCUGGUGGCGACUGGCAAGGGACCUGGCUGGAGAGUAUUUACCCUUUGGCCGAGCAAGUGGAGCAAUGGCACAAGGAUCUCAAGAUGGAGCCCAAGCUUGAGCAAGCUUUUGGGUCUGUGUUCGGGAAGGUUUUGACUGCUACCCAACGGGCGGCCGAAGCUGCAGAGAAGCAGGCGACGGCCAACAAGGCGGAGGGCAUCACCAAGGCCUUGAAGCUCGAGGCCUGGAAGCCUAGCUCGCGAGAAGAUGAAUUGAAGACGUGGCGUGAAUGGAGUUUUCAGCUGAGUACGUGGCUGAUUGCUCACGACGAGGAGUAUGAAACCGACCUGGAGGCCAUUGAUGUGGACGUGGCCGUUGACCACGCUUUGCUGGAUGGGCCGGCUGUGGCGAGGUCGCAGAAGCUUUUUGGUGUGCUUUGCAAUGUGCUGCGAAACAGGCCCUUGCUUGUUGUCCGGGCCCAGGAGAAGGAGAAAAACGGCUUUGAGUGCAUUCGCUUGCUGCGCCGGGAGAUGGAGCCGAAGGAGCGAUCGCGCUCUUUGGCAAUUGUCCGCCAGUUGGCGGCAUGGACUUUCAAGGAGGGAAACCUCCACGAGCAAAUCAUAGCCUAUGAGGACGCGGUCAAGGGCUAUGAGAGCUCCUCGGGCAAGUCGUACCCUGAGGACCUCCAGAUCGCAACGAUCACAAGCGGUCUCAAGGAGCCUCUUCGAAGCCAGGUGCAGCUGCGGAUGACAAGCAGCACGCGCUACUCUGAUUUGAGGGAAUGGGUGCUGCACUACGAGGCCAUCAAUACCCCUUGGUCCUCCUCGUUGCCUACCCGACCUGGCGGCAGGGCCCAGGACCACGGGCCGGCACCCAUGGAUAUCGACCGCAUCAAGGGCAACAAGGGCAAGGACCCCAAAGGCAAGGGGAAGGGCGACAAGGGCAAGAAGGGCAAGGGCAAGGACAGCAAGCAAGACAGCGGCAAAGGCAAGUGGAACAGCCAGGCCGACCAGUGGAAGUGGGGCGGCCAGGCUGACCAAUGGAAGUGGAACAGCCAGGGUGACCAGUGGAAGUGGAGCAGCUGGAAGCAGAAGGACCACGGCAACCAGCCGAAAGGGGGAAAGGGCGGCAAAGGUGGAGAAAAGGGAAAGCCUGGAACUUGCCACCUGUGCGUCCAAUGCCCAAACAAAGGUGGCAGAGGAGUUCGGCAAGUGGAGGAGGCCAGCAACCUUGGAGGCAGCUGGAACUCCAACCAGAGCAGCGCCUCAACGAGCGCGAGUGCUGUCCGAACCCCCUCGACGGUGAACCAGGUCUCCACAGUCAGGUUUGAGGACCUAGGCACCCGGUUGGGGACGACCCCCAGCGGCUACGACACGGUGAUCUAUGACAUGACGGAGCUUGACAGCGACCCGGGCGACUUCAGCCUGGAAGGCCUCAACAUUAUGAUGGUGAAGGUGGCCCGGGACCCAGAGCGGUACUCCCUCGACAGCUCAGAUGGAGACGACGAGUGGACAUACAGCCCAGAGGCUGCCGAGGAAGAGCUGAGAAGCAGGGGAGCUGGAGUUUUCAUGGUGAAGGCGGCCCGUGCGGAUGCAGCUCAGACCGCCAUUGUGGUGGACAGUGGUGCCGACAUCUCGGUAGCACCCCUUAGGUUCAGGCGGCAUGGCACGCCACAGCCGCCGUCCGGGGUACAGAUGCAGGAUGCCCAAGGAAAGCAGAUCGUUGACUGCACCCGGGCGCUCACCAGUACGACCCGGGACAAUGGCGGCAAUGAGGUGGUGAUCCGGGAGAAGUUUGCGAUUGCGGCCGUGAACUCGGUGAUCCUCUCCCUGGGCCGUCUCCUUCGCAGUGGCUGGGUUCUCGGGCACGGGCCAGAGGGUCCUACCAUUGCCCGUGGCGGAAAUCAGGUGCCUAUUUGGCUGAAGCGCAACACCCUCAUGCUCACGGCGGUGGUGUCGACGAUCCUGGCUUGUGACGCCGGGGCUCUUCCCCCUGAGGCUGAAGAUGCAGUGCAGCAGCCCGGCUGGGCAAUCCUGCCAUCAGGGCUUCCUCUCCUGACUAUCCACAACACCAAGAACGUCAGCCUGGAGACCUCUCUUUGGGAGGCCGACGAUUGGUCACACAUGGCAAUUUUCGUGAGGAAGGAACCGGCGAGCCGGAAGCCCCAGCCAGGUGACGUUUGGCUACAUGUCAUGUCGGGGCACACGCUGCUUUUCCCGAGUGGCGGGAAAACUCUGGCCGAGAUUGAGCCCGAGCUUGUUGACGCCCACGACGUGGCGGUGCUCUUCCAUGUGGAGGAGCUCGGGGAGAAUUUGCUUAGCAACCCGGGCGCUUUGUUCAAGGAGCCGCCCGCCGACGAGCCGAUGGUAGCCCCAGCAGACCAGCAGCAGGAUGAGGACGAUGGGCGCGGAGUUUGGGCCGAAAGGGACGUUGCAGGCCAAGGGCCGGAGGAGGACGAGCAUGACAUUAUGAUUGAUGAUGUGGAGCUGUCCCUUGAGACCCCUCUCCAUGUGCUCAAGGAGUUGUGUCGCAGAUUGGGUGUGGCAACCAGCGGCUCCAAAGCAAAAGUGCUCCGACGCCUGCGCACCCAGAAGGAGCUUCUUGCAAAGCAGCUGGCCACCGAGGUUGCAAAGAAGAUGUUCGACGAGGCGGAGCGCAGUCCGGACAUCCCGGUGGCACCUGUGCUUCCGAGCGCGAGGCAGCAAGCACUGCGUGCAGUGACGCACCAGCCGUUUGCAGCUUGGUGCCCGGCUUGUGUCCUUGGGCGCAGCCGCCAGAGCCCUCACAAGGACAAGCCGCCACCCAAGGAAAGCCCGGAGGUGAAGGAGGCAGAGCGCCGACCUGUCUUCCAGAUAGACUACUUUUACACCUUCACCAAAGAGCGCGGGGAAGAAGAGCAGCAGCCUGGAGGUGGAGAAGAAGCAGAGGAGACCGAGCCAGCCAGCAAAGAGGAGCAAGCAGCCGAGGCCGAGAAGCCCGACUACCGCGACCAGUUUGGGCUGAACUUGGUGGCUGGAGAGUCCACCUCUGGGUGGAUAACGGUGGUGCCUGUGUUGGCCAAGGGCAGCACGACUCUGAAGAGAGUUGCGGAAACAUUGGUCAGAACAACAAUGCAGAUUGCAGGUGCUGAAGAUGUGGUGCUCCAGUCCGACGCCGAGCCCGCAGCCAAACAAGUGGUGCACGCAGUGCAGGCGUGCAGGGUGAGGCUGGGCCUCCGAACAGAGCCUCGCUUUGUCCCUCGGGCCUCUCAUGCUUCGAAUGGUGUUGCAGAGACGGCGGUGAGCACAGUGAGGAGGCUGGCGCUUACUUUGAAGGCCCAUGUGGAGGACCGAGCGAAGAUUAAGCUGAGCGGCCAGAUGCCUCUCUUUAGCUGGAUAAUGGGCCCCGCGGCCUUCCUGCACAACCGCUUCUUCACCACAUGCAAGGGCCUUCCUCCAUACGAGGUGGUCCAUGGCCGGCGUUACCGCGGACAGCUUGUGCAGUUUGGUGAGUGCUGUGUUGGGUUUUGCCCCACCAAGUACAAGGGAGACUUGCAAUGGAGGAAAGGAGUGUGGGCCGGGAUCAAUGAGAAGAAUGGCAGCCACAUUCUUUUGAGUGACACCGGCGCCUUCGAGACGCGAUCCCUUCGUCGGCUACCGGAAGAAGGCCAAUGGGUGGCUGAACAAAUCGUCACCGCGAAGGGGCUCCCAUGGGACCAUGGUGGCAGCACAAGGCGCAAGAGGGCCUUGUACACCUCACGGGCGCCUGUGUUGCCGGACUCGACCACCCUGGAGGAGCUUGCCAAGGCGGCCGGCCGAGCCGCAGCGGAAACCAUUGCAGCAGCUACUCCUCGACCAGCUGGGCCCGAUGAAGCUGGGUCG